This is a messenger RNA of Verticillium alfalfae VaMs.102, 801 nucleotides long. RefSeq names its product nicotinamide mononucleotide adenylyltransferase. Gene Ontology annotation, biological process: NAD+ biosynthetic process. The transcript is spliced from 4 exons. Lineage: Eukaryota; Fungi; Ascomycota; Sordariomycetes; Glomerellales; Plectosphaerellaceae. Gene Ontology annotation, molecular function: nicotinamide-nucleotide adenylyltransferase activity; nicotinate-nucleotide adenylyltransferase activity. The coding region runs from base 1 to 801 and encodes 266 amino acids. The record is from RefSeq and is a predicted model, not a curated record.
AUGGCCACCUCUCCCGACAGCCUCCUGGCCAUGACGCCACCAGGAUACACCUUUCCAGACUCUCGUUUGCGACGCGAACUCGACAAUCCCGAACGCGACCCUCUCAUUCUCGUUGCCUGCGGCUCAUUCAGCCCCGUGCACUAUGUGCACUUGCAAAUGUUCGCCAUGGCGGCCGACUACGCCCGCACCGAGACCAACUACGAGGUCAUCGGUGCCUAUCUUAGCCCUGUAUCCGAUGCGUACAAGAAGAAGGGCCUUGCGAGGGCACACGAUCGUCCUAGUGUCGAGAUGUGCCAACUAGCCGUCAAGGCCGCCCGACAACCCCUCAUGGUCGAUUCCUGGGAGGCGCAGCAGGCCUCGUACGUGCCCACGGCUAUCGUCCUCGAUCACUUUAAUUACGAGAUCAAUGAGUUACGCGGCGGCUGCGGAGGGAAGAAGGUUCGCAUUGCCCUUCUCGCUGGGGCUGAUCUUGUCGAGACCAUGGGUCAACCCAACAUUUGGUCAGCCCGCGAUUUGCAGCAUAUUCUCGGCGACUUUGGCGCCUUCGUCGUCGAGCGCGCUAGCAGCAACUUCGACCAGGCCCUUUCAAAUCUCCAGGAGUACAAGGACAACAUUCAUUACAUCCCCGCCAUCAUUUCAAACCCCAUGUCUAGCACCAUGUUGCGCCUCCUGCUCAAGGGAAAUAUGAGCAUCGAAUAUCACGUGCCCCGCGAGGUCAUGGACUACAUCGAAGCCAACGGCCUAUACAAGGACGAAUUCGUGUCGGCUGGCAAGGGAAAGGCAGUCACCGGCACAUCAUGA